Mercurialis annua (annual mercury) is the source of this 771-nucleotide messenger RNA. RefSeq lists its product as uncharacterized. Gene Ontology annotation, molecular function: catalytic activity. The transcript has 2 exons. Lineage: Eukaryota; Viridiplantae; Streptophyta; Magnoliopsida; Malpighiales; Euphorbiaceae. The coding region runs from base 1 to 771 and encodes 256 amino acids. The record is from RefSeq and is a predicted model, not a curated record.
AUGGGAAACCCUCGAACAGUCAACACGUUACGUUGUAUUAUGCAGCGUUACUCCCCUGAUUUGGUUUUCCUAUCUGAAACCAAAUUGGAUUCGGCAAGGAUAGAGAGAAUUUUACAUAGUUUGAAUUUUGAUAAUUACAUCUCGGUUGACAGCUGUGGUGCUAGUGCUGGUUUAAUUUUAGCUUGGCGGGAUGGUUUUGAGGAAAGAGGAGGUUGUUUAUGGCGUUUAACUGGUUUUUAUGGCUUCCCAAAAGAGAAUGAGAAGUUCAAAUCUUGGGAGCUUCUUCAUAAUCUUUUCUUGGAGGAUCAUGAGGCUUGGGUUGUUCGUGGAGAUUUUAAUGAAACCUUGUGGCAAAGAGAAAGGUGUGGGGGAAGUUGCAGAGAGGAGCGUAUGAUGAGGCAAUUUCGAGAGAUUUUAUCGUCCUGUCAGCUUGACGAGCUGGUCUCAAAAGGUUCUCGUUUUACUUGGUGUAGAGGAAAUGGUGACCGAGAUCCAAUUUUUGAAAGAUUAGAUCGCAUAAUCGGUAAUUUGGGGUGGAAAAACAUGUUCCCUACAGCUGUGUUCUUUGUCCUUCCAAGGGAAAAUUCAGACCACUCUCCGCUGCUUCUAGACUCUGAUUACCGAAGUUGUAAUAGGGAGGUGAGAAGAUAUAAACCUCAACUGUUUGAAGCUAUGUGGGUUAGAAGGUCGGACUGUGAGGGUGUGGUAAAAGAGGCGUGGGAUGCUAAUGGAGAGACUAGUUCGGUCUCAGUCUGGAAUAAAAUUGCAUGA